This is a messenger RNA of Lacerta agilis (Sand lizard), 561 nucleotides long. It is a transcript of the gene MORN2, whose product is annotated as MORN repeat containing 2. Lineage: Eukaryota; Metazoa; Chordata; Lepidosauria; Squamata; Lacertidae. The transcript is spliced from 5 exons. Bases 26 to 487 code for a protein of 153 amino acids. The record is from RefSeq and is a predicted model, not a curated record.
GGGCGAGGGCGAGAACCCGGUCACCAUGUCAACCGCGAGCGCCACGGCAAAAUGGGGGUUGCUGCGCAGGUCGAUCGUAGGCGACCGAGAUGCCGAAGUUUACAAAGUAUCGUUUGUAUUUCCCAAUGGAGAUAAGUAUGAGGGUGACUGUACAAGAACAUUUGAAGGAGUUCUUGAGAGGUGUGGACAUGGAGUUCAUACUACUCCAGAUGGAAUUAUUUACCAAGGAAACUGGAAGAAUGAUAAGAUGAAUGGUUUCGGUAAGCUGGAACAUCCUUCAGGUGCAGUUUAUGAAGGCGAGUUCUAUAACAACAUGUUUCAUGGAACAGGAACCUACAUAUUUACUAAUGGAGCCAAGUACACUGGUCAGUUCAGUGAAAACAGGCUGGAAGGGAAGGGAGAAUUUAGAGAUACACAGGGCCUGGAAUGGGAUGGCACAUUUCAUUACACAGCAGCACCAGGGCUGAAGCUAAAGCUGGAUAUGUAGGAUAAUUUGUACUGGAAGAAAGGCAUCAAACAGUUGUUAUCCAGGCUAUUUCACAAUAAAUAAUUUCUUAGUUC